Messenger RNA from Vitis riparia (riverbank grape), 3135 nucleotides. Its product is annotated as respiratory burst oxidase homolog protein C-like. Bases 85 to 2607 code for a protein of 840 amino acids. The record is from RefSeq and is a predicted model, not a curated record. Gene Ontology annotation, cellular component: plasma membrane. Gene Ontology annotation, molecular function: NAD(P)H oxidase H2O2-forming activity; calcium ion binding; peroxidase activity. NCBI's taxonomy places the organism in Eukaryota, Viridiplantae, Streptophyta, Magnoliopsida, Vitales, Vitaceae. The transcript has 12 exons.
UACAUGAAAGAAGAGAAAGAGCUGGAAGCUCUACAAUAAUUGGUCUUUCUUUUGCUGUCUGUUUAUCUGUCAUCGUCUUUGUCCAUGGAGGUGCAGAAAAUGAAAACUGAUGAUCAUGUAUCAGACGACAUCAAACUCGACGUCCCUGACGACUCGGACGCGGUUCACGGGGUUAAGACCACUGGUGAAGACGCCCAGUCGGCUUUGCAUGCGGAAGGUGAGGAGAAUAGAUUCUCCUUCCGAGCUCUAGUGCGAGGCGCUUCUGCGCGAAUCAGGAGUGUUUCUGGUGAACUCAAGAGCCUCGCCUCCUGGAAAAGCACUCCUUCAAGUCGCUACGAGCCCGCCAACUCGGCAGCACUCCAUGCUUUGACUGGACUCAAGUUUAUCAGGCAGACGGAUGGUUCUGCUGGGUGGCCUGACGUUGAGAAGAGCUUCCACCAGCUCACUGCUUCCACCAAUGGCUUGCUUCCUCGUUCACGCUUCGCAGAAUGCAUAGGGAUGGGCAAGGACUCAAAAGAGUUUGGAGGAAAGCUAUUCGACGCACUGGCUCGGAGGUGGGAAAUCAAGGAUGACUCAAUUAAUAAAGCUCAGCUCAAACAGUUCUGGGAUCAGAUCUCCGAUGAGAGCUUCUAUUCUAGGCUUCAAACUUUCUUUGACAUGGUGGAUAAAGACGCCGACGGUAGAAUCACAGAAGAGGAAAUCAAAGAGAUCAUCACACUCAGUGCUUCUACCAACAAUCUCUCUAAUAUCCAGAAACAAGCUGACGAAUAUGCAGCACUGAUCAUGGAAGCGUUAGAUCCAAAGAAUGUAGGAUACGUUCAGGUACACAAACUGGAGAUGGUUCUAUUGGAAUCUUCAAAGCAAACUACAAGGGGAGAUAGCAAAAACCUUAGCCAAUUGCUGAGUGAGCAACUGAGGCGCCCGGCACUGGAGAACAACCCAUUAAUAAGAUGCUGUCAGGGCACCAAGUACCUUUUAAAGGACAACUGGCGGAGAGUUUGGAUUAUAGCUCUGUGGGUUGGAGUUAUGUUGGGAUUAUUUGCAUACAAGUUUGUGCAGUAUCGAAACAGAGCUGCAUAUCAGGUAAUGGGCCAUUGUGUUUGCAUGGCCAAGGGUGCGGCCGAGACACUGAAAUUGAACAUGGCACUGAUUUUACUCCCAGUCUGCCGGAACACUAUGACGUGGCUCAGGAACAAGACCAAAUUAAGCGUUAUUGUUCCCUUUGAUGACAACCUCAAUUUCCACAUGGUGGUGGCCGUGGGAGUUGCAGUAGGAACCGGAAUACAUGUAGUUUAUCAUAUGGCUUGUGAUUUCCCUCGCCUUAUUCACGCGAGUAGUGACAGAUUUGCUCUCUUGGAGCCCUACUUUAAGGAACAACCCUCGUACUGGGAAUUGGUUAAGGGAGUGGAAGGAGUGACGGGGAUUUUAAUGGUGGUGUUGAUGGUAAUAGCCUUCACACUAGCAACUCCAUGGUUGAGGCGUGGAAAGCUAACUGGUUUCAACGCCUUCUGGUACUCCCACCACCUUUUUGUAAUCGUCUAUGCUUUGCUUGUUGUCCAUGGCUUAUAUCUUUACCUGAGUAAGGAAUGGUACCAGAAAACAACUUGGAUGUACUUGGCAGUUCCUGUAGUGCUUUAUGCCUUGGAAAGAUUGACAAGAGCAUUCAGAUCCAGCAUUCAGCCUGUUCGGAUAGUAAAGGCGGUUGAUUACCCUGGUCGUCGGGGUGUGUUGGCGCUUCACAUGCAAAAGCCUGAUAAAGACUUCGAAUACAGGAGUGGGCAAUACAUGUUUGUUAACUGUCCUGCUGUUUCUCCCUUUGAAUGGCACCCAUUCUCAAUUACUUCAGCCCCCAGAGACGACUAUCUGAGUGUCCAUAUUCAAGCUGUUGGUGAUUGGACUAGGCAAAUCAAAAAGGUGUUCUCAGAGGCAUCACCUAGCGGGAAAGGGGGUUACUCGGAAGGAGAAAACCGCCCAAAUUUUCCGAAAGUGUUGAUUGACGGUCCAUAUGGGGCACCAGCGCAAGAGUACAAAAAUUAUGAGGUGGUUAUGCUGGUGGGGCUAGGGAUCGGGGCGACCCCGAUGAUCAGCAUUGUGAAGGACAUUUUGCAUAAUAUUAAGGAGAUGGAGGAAGAAGAGAAUGCUGAUAUGGAGGGGGGGAAUGGAGCAGGAGGGAAGUAUGACAAUGAAUUUAAGACUAGGAGGGCAUACUUCUAUUGGAUGACGAGGGAGCAGGACUCUUUCGACUGGUUCAAAGGGGUGAUGGACGAGGUGGCUGAAUUGGACCAUAAUGAGGUGAUAGAGCUGCACAACCACUGCACUAGUGUGCAUGAAGAGGGUGAUGCCCGCUCUGCAUUAAUUGCCAUGAUCCAAGACCUCAAUCACGCCAAGAAGGGCUAUGACGUUGUCUCUGGUACCCGUGUCAAGUCCCACUUCGGCAAGCCCAAUUGGCGCAGCGUUUUUAAGUACAUUGCUCGCAAAAACCCUCAUACGAACGUUGGAGUGUUCUACUGCGGACCACCGGGACCUACCAAACAGCUACGCGAGCUGGCUUUAGAUUUCUCGCACGAGACCUCCACCCAAUUUGAUUUCCACAAGGAAAACUUCUAGCCACGUUACAAGCACCAGCCCCACCAUAAUGGCCGGCCACUAUCAUAUGUACAGAGAUUCUCGCCGCUUUCGUUGAUCCAUGCCUUUCUAUUUUAUCAUAUUUUCAUAUUUGUGGUGUUUUUUUCUUUCAAUCAUGCAAAUCGAGAGAUAGUAGAAUGGGAUUGCGGGCCUCCUCCACUACCAAAAGCCGUCAUGAGGUGGAGAAGGUGGGACAGUGGAAAACUAUUUGCCAAAUGCCAGCCAGGGCCCGCCCAUGUAAUAAUGGUGCCUACUUGUAAGGCAAAAAGCAAGACCAUUUUGCUUGUAUUUAAUUAUGAUAAAAUGAUGAGUCUGCAGAUUUCUUGGUGUUUGUAAUUGUGAGCAGACCCAUGAGAAAUCUUCCAAAUCAUAGUCACGACUCUCCGACUUGUGUCUCAUCUCUUACAUAUUUUGUUGUACCAAGUGUAUUUCACAAUAAACAAAUCUAACUACCUAGGAGCUCAUUCCUAGUAUUUUAUUAAGUAGCAUGAUAUGUGUAACAAAUUUAAA